GAUUCCACUUAAUUUCUCACUACCUUCAGCAUAUUUAAUCUACUCCAGUAAAAAAACUACCACACUUCAAACCUGGACUGGAUUAUUCUAAACUAAUAGCAGAAUAUUUAAAACCAUAUUUGUGAAAUCUUUAUCUUCAAUAAAGGUUGAUUUCACCACUUUUUUACAGGUUUCAUACCGGUCAUGGGAAACCUGGAAAGUCAUGGAAUUUUAUUUUUUCUAUUUUCAAGACUUGAAAAGUUAUGGAAUUUAAUUUCAGGUCAUGUAAAGUUAUGGAAUUUGCAAACAAGGGCAAAAAAUGCUAUUUUUUCUGUGGUUCUCCUCUGGACUCGAUCCAUUCGGUCUCGGUGUCGGACAUUGACGUCUAGGGAUUUUAUUUCAGGACCACAGCUGUGGAAAUGUCACUAAAUUGCCAGCAUAUUGUCCAGUUUAUUUAUCUUCUUUGUUUUCGCUGGAUGCUAAACAUACAGAUUUAUAACGCGACUUCCUAAUUGCGUGUUUCUGUUUCCGCUGCCAGCCGUCGCCCAACCUUAACUGGCUCGCGGCGCUCUGAGACAUGCGCAGUGUGUCUCGCGGCGCUCUGAGACAUGCGCAGUUUGUCUCGGAGCGGGAGAAAAUGUCCGACUAACCGCGGGUCUCGUGCGAAAGCAUCAGGGUUAGGGAGACAUUUCUGACGAUGGCGGACAACAGAAAGUAUGACAGCGGAGCGCAGGAGAGAAAGAAAAAGAGAAGCGCGACAGGGAGGUGAUGAAGAAAAUAUCCAAGAUAAGUUUUUUUUUUAAACAGAACCACAGUCCCUCUCCACUUCUUAAACGUUAGCCUUGCCAACAGCAGAACCUGGAUCUGGGUCUGAUUUGGUGCCUGCGGAGUCACAGGCGGUAAAAGCUCGAUGUUCUUCGGUAGUCGCAACGAUGACUGGUAAAACUGGAUAAUCCGGACAGCACUGAUCCUGCGUUUAAAAGCUGAUGAGUUGGUGUGAGCUUACUGGGCUGAACAAGAAGCAGAGAGCUGUCAGAAUAUGGAUAUUAAUUUGAAACCAUCGGAACAGGUUUACAGAAAAUCAAAAAGACUCCUCUCCAGAUCGCGCUUUGAAAGCCAUCUGCGGGUGUUGUGUUUACAGGUGGAGCCAACCACACCCAUCUCUCCCAGCACACCUGGAGUCAAACCGUGGAGCUCAGCCCCCGAGGAGAAGCAGGUUCCAGCGACGACGCCCACCACACCCAGCCCGGCGCCGGCCCCCUACCGACCGGCCGUGAUCUACUGGGAUCUGGACGUCCAGACCAACGCGGUGAUCAGAGAGCGCUCGGCAGCCAAUCACCUGCCGUCGCACCCCGAGAUCGAGCUGCAGCGGGCUCAGCUGGUCACUAAGCUGCGGCAGCACUACCACGAGCUGUGCCACCAGCGAGAAGGCAUCGACCCGCCGCGGGAAUCCUUCAACCGAUGGCUGUUGGAGAGGAAGGUGAUUGAUAAAGGCCUGGACCCGCUGCUGCCCAGCGAGUGUGAGCCCGUCGUCUCGCCGUCCAUGUUCCGGGAGGUCAUGAACGACAUUCCCAUCAGGUUGUCCCGCAUCAAGUACAAGGAGGAGGCCCGGAAACUCCUGUUUAAAUACGCCGAGGCAGCAAAGAGGAUGAUCGACUCCAGGAAUGCGAGUCCAGAGAGCAGGAAGGUGGUGAAGUGGAACGCCGAGGACACGAUGAACUGGCUGCGCAGAGAUCACUCCGCCAGCAAGGAGGACUACAUGGACCGCCUGGAACACCUGAGGCAGCAGUGCGGGCCGCAUGUUACGGCCGUCGCCAAAGACUCUGUGGAAGGAAUCUGCUCCAAGAUCUACCAGCUGUCGGCCGAAUACAGCCGCCGCCUGAGGCAGACGCACCUGAGCCUGCUGCAGGACCCCUCCACAGAGACGUGCGCGUCGCCCCCCCAGUCACGGCUCGUGUACUGCUACCCGGUCCGGCUGUCGAUCCCGACCCCCGCCCUGCCCCGCGUGGAGCUGCACUUCGAGAACGACGUGGCCUGCCUCCGCUUCAGAGGAGAGAUGGUUAAGGUCAACCGGGGACACUUCAGCAAGCUGGAGCUGCUGUACAGGUACAGCUGCAUCGAUGACCCUCGCUUUGAGAAGUUCCUGGCCCGAGUUUGGUGCCUCCUGAAGCGAUACCAGGUGAUGUUUGGCAGCGGUGCUAACGAGGGCAGUGGCCUGCAGGGGGCGCUGCCGGUGGCGGUGUUUGAGACGUUAAACCGGCAGUUCGGCGUCACCUUCGAGUGUUUUGCCUCGCCGCUCAACUGCUACUUCAAGCAGUUCUGCUCCGCCUUCCCCGACAUCGACGGCUUCUUCGGGUCCAGAGGGCCGUUCCUGUCCUUCAGCCCGGUCAGCGGCUCGUUCGAAGCCAACCCGCCGUUCUGCGAGGAACUGAUGGACGCCAUGGUGACGCACUUCGAGGAACUGUUGGAUCGGUCUUCCGAGCCGCUGUCCUUCAUCGUCUUUGUUCCUGAGUGGCGCGACCCAGUGACGCCGGCGCUGACCCGAAUGGAGGCCAGCCGGUUCCUGCGGCACCAGCUGAACGUCCCGGCCUACGAACACGAGUACCGCUCCGGGAGCCAGCACAUCUGCAAGCGGGACGACAUGUACUACCGGGCCGUCCACGGCACCGCUGUGCUCUUCCUCCAGAACGACGCUGGCUUCGGAAAAUGGGCUCCGACUCCGGAGCGUCUGGCGGAGCUGACGGCGGCGUACCGCCCCUCUCUGUCUCGCACUUCCUCCUUGUCGUCCCCUGGCCCCGCCCAGUCCGCCCCUGGAGACAGAGACUCCACCCCUAAGGCCUCUGAUAGGACACAGAGCGCAAUGAUGUCACCUGGCGGCCAUGACAGCAACAACAACGGCAGCAGCAGUAGCAGCCCUCAGGACAAGCUCACUGCGAUGUAGAGGGGCGUGGCCUGCAGUGGCCACGCCCCUAAUGUAAAUGUGUGUUUACGAACAUCACCAGUCCCUCACCAGCACCUGUAGCACAUCCUCACCUCUUAUCGGUAAUCUACCACCGCCAUCAGGGGGCGGAGCCUCAUUUAAACUUCACUACGUCUCUUUAGUUUGUUGGCUGCUCUGAUUGGUUGAAGCUCACCUGAAGCUGAAUGAUGUCAGCGUCUGAACUGCUUCAGAGUUCCAGCAGUAAAAUCCACCUGAGGGGCGUCCCCUGAUUGGUUGUUAUGGCAGCUAUCAUGUCUGGGACCCGGGCCCUAUAGCAGGGGGCGUGGCCUCGGUAGCAGAGGGGCGGGGCAUCAGGUAAUCCUGAAACUGUGACAAGUAGUCAUGGAAACGAUAUUUCAGUCCCAAUCCAGUUCUGUGAUUCACACGAGAUUAGAAAAUACAAGCUGUUAAGGUGAGCUUUAGUCUGACCCAGUUUAAUUCACACCAGAUUAAUCUGGAUUAAACCAGAUUAAUCUGGUGUGAAUUAAACCAAAUUAAUCCAGUUUAAUCUGGUGACCUCUCUAAUCUAGUUUGGUUCAGUUCAGUUUUUUUUUUUGAAAUUUGUUUUGAUUUCUUUGAUCCAUUACAAUCUGGUUAGAUCUAGUUUGAUUUGUUUGGACCUACUCUAAUCUGGUUCAUGUUUGUUAGAUCCAGUAUGUACAGGCUUUGGCCAAAUAAAUCUGGUAUGAAGGGAUUUGGGUUGUGUUGGGAUGGGAUAUAACCAGAUUAAUCUGGUUUAAUCCAGUUUAAUCAAGUGAACUCUAAUCCAGUUUAAUUCACACCAGGUUAAUCUGGAUUAAACCUGAUUAAUCUGGUGUGAAUUAAACCAAAUUAAUCCAGUUUAAUCUGGCGACCUCUCUAAUCUAGUUUGGUUCAGUUCAGCAUUUUUUUUAUUUAAUCUGGUUUGAUUUCUUUGAUCCAUUAUAAUCUGGUUAGAUCCAGUCUGAUCUACUUGGAUUUGGUUGGACCUAAUCUAAUCUGGUUCAUGUUUGUUAGAUCCAGUAUAUUCUGAUUUAAUCUAGAUAAAUCUGGUCUGAAGAGGUCUGAGUUCUGUAGGGAUGGGUUAGUCUGGAUUAAUCUGGAUAGAACCAGUUUUAUCUGGUUUAAACCAGUUUUGUCUGACCUUGUCCAUCUUUAAUAGGAAGAAAGCUGACUCCUCCCACUUCUGAGUGCUCUCUGAUUGGCUGGUGGUGGACCUAUCAGGCGCCUGUCUGUGUGUAGAUAGUGUACAGCUGGACUGAUUUGAGGUCUGUUGAUGUUUUGCUGUUGAUCAGUUUUUAUUUGGUCUAAUUUAACCUUUUUAAAGAAAUGAAAUGUGUUUGUGUGUUUUAACCGAACCAAAGUGUUUAUGAUGUAUAUGAGUGUGUACAGUAGAGCCACGUAUGACAGCUGGGCUCCUCCUGCUCUGCAUGAACCCGCUGGAGGAAGUUCAGACCUGGACUAGGUGGUCUCCUCCGGGGUCCUUCCAGCUUCAGUGUAAAUUCAGUCUGUCCUUCGUACUGCCUGCAGAAAACCUGCAGCUUCUCUCCUAGUAAAAAUAUAUCCAGCCCAGUA
Xiphophorus couchianus (Monterrey platyfish) is the source of this 4513-nucleotide messenger RNA. RefSeq names its product phosphorylated CTD interacting factor 1 (gene pcif1). NCBI's taxonomy places the organism in Eukaryota, Metazoa, Chordata, Actinopteri, Cyprinodontiformes, Poeciliidae. The transcript is spliced from 13 exons. Gene Ontology annotation, cellular component: nucleus. Bases 1019 to 2920 code for a protein of 633 amino acids. The record is from RefSeq and is a predicted model, not a curated record. Gene Ontology annotation, molecular function: RNA polymerase II C-terminal domain binding; mRNA (2'-O-methyladenosine-N6-)-methyltransferase activity.